AUGGCUAACAACAAUAAUAGUCAACCUGCCUCUAAUAAGGAAACAUUAAACUCUCAACCUAUUCAAUAUAACAACAUUGGAAUGCCUUUACCUAGUCAACUAGAAAAAUUAGAGGCUGAAUUUGAUAAAAAAGCGAAAAAAAAAAAGUUAAAAAGUCUUCUCGAACAUUAUGACUCAAAAGCCAAAUACGAAGAAGGACUAGAAAGAGAUGUAUCAAAACUUCAGGGUAAAAUUCAAAAUAUGUUAAACAAAUAUGUAAAGUCACCAUCACCUCAACCUACUACACCGUCACCACCAGAACCGUCAGUUGUAAACCAAUACAGCAAUUAUUUCAUAAUUUUAUGGAAUAAUUUAAUAUCGAUUAUCGUUUCCCCAUUCAUACUUUUAAAGAAAGCACUUGAAAAAUGUUAUUACAAUAUAAAUUGGACAAUACUAUUAUCCCUAAUAUUGAUAAUAGAGUUUGCUGUUAUUGGACUUAUUUGGACAGUAAAAAGAUCGCAUCAUACACACUUGUACGCUGAACCGUACGAGGCUGUAGUACAUGGAACCUUUGGAGUAGACGAAACAUCAUGGAAUAUAUUGGGAUCUAUAAUAUCAUCGAUACAGGAUUUCUUCGCAGAAAUGAUGAACGGAGGUCGCGGGUUCGGCAGUCCGGGUUAUGAUGGAUUCGUACCGAUAUGA
Messenger RNA from Diversispora eburnea, 681 nucleotides. Lineage: Eukaryota; Fungi; Glomeromycota; Glomeromycetes; Diversisporales; Diversisporaceae. The record is from the annotation of a GenBank genome assembly.